This is a messenger RNA of Dentiscutata heterogama, 163 nucleotides long. The record is from the annotation of a GenBank genome assembly. NCBI's taxonomy places the organism in Eukaryota, Fungi, Glomeromycota, Glomeromycetes, Diversisporales, Gigasporaceae.
AGUUGAAAUUGAUAUUAAAGGACCUUUAUCUCCAACCAAGCAAGGCAAUUAUUAUAUUAUUAUUGCCAUAGAUUAUUUGACCAAAUGGCCAGAAGCAAGAGCUAUAACUAAUGUAAAAGCUACAACUGUUGCUAAAUUUAUAUAUGAAAAUAUUAUUUGUUAA